This is a messenger RNA of Urocitellus parryii (Arctic ground squirrel), 1081 nucleotides long. It is a transcript of the gene Mogat1, whose product is annotated as monoacylglycerol O-acyltransferase 1. NCBI's taxonomy places the organism in Eukaryota, Metazoa, Chordata, Mammalia, Rodentia, Sciuridae. Gene Ontology annotation, molecular function: diacylglycerol O-acyltransferase activity. Gene Ontology annotation, cellular component: endoplasmic reticulum membrane. The record is from RefSeq and is a predicted model, not a curated record. Gene Ontology annotation, biological process: diacylglycerol biosynthetic process; triglyceride biosynthetic process.
UGCAAGUGGCUGCGGUAGGCGCGGUUCUCGCUGAGAGCGAUCAUGAAGAUCGAGUUUGCGCCGCUCARCAUCCCGCUGGCGCGGCGGCUGCAGACGGCGGCGGCGCUGCAGUGGGUGGUGACCUUCUUACUGCUGGCUCAGGUGUGUGUUGGCAUCUUUGUGAUACUGAUCAUAUACAACUAUUGGUUCCUUUACAUCCCUUAUUUGACAUGGCUUUAUUUUGACUGGCGGACCCCAGAGCAAGGAGGCAGGAGAUCCAGCUGGAUCAGAAACUGGCCUGUUUGGAAGUACUUUAAGGACUAUUUUCCAAUUCAUCUCAUGAAAACUUGGGAUUUGGAUCCCAGUCACAACUACCUCUUUGGAUUUCACCCCCAUGGAAUACUUGUGGCUGGAGCCUUUGGAAAUUUUUGUUCCGCCUACUCGAACUUCAAGGAGCUGUUUCCCGGCUUCACUGUGUAUGUUCAUGCGACCUCGUGUUGGUUCCGCUGUCCUCUCUUCCGAGAAUAUCUUAUGGGUCAUGGGGCUGUUUCGGUGUCGAAGGAAAGUCUGUCUUAUGUGUUGAGUCAGGAGGGAGGUGGAAACAUUUCAGUCAUUGUCCUUGGGGGUGCCAAAGAAUCACUGGAUGCCCAUCCAGGAAAAUUGACUCUGGUCAUCCGCCCAAGGAAAGGAUUUAUUAAAAUCGCUUUGACUCAUGGUGCCCAUUUGGUCCCAGUGUUUUCUUUUGGUGAAAAUGAUCUGUUUAAACAAAUUAACAACCCUGAGGGCUCAUGGCUUCGGACUGUUCAAGAAAAGCUGCAGAAGGUCAUGGGGUUUGCUUUGCCACUGAUUCAUGCCAGAGGAAUUUUUCAGUACAGUUUUGGCUUCAUUCCCUAUCGGAAACCUAUCCACACUGUUGUUGGCCGCCCCAUUCCAGUUCAGCAGACUCUGCACCCAACGCCGGAGCAGAUUGAAGAGCUGCAUCAGACCUAUAUGGAGGAACUAAGAAAAUUAUUUGAGGAGCACAAGGGGAAGUACGGAAUUCCAGAGCAUGAAACUCUCAUUUUUAAAUGAUUUUACUCUUGUAAGGCAUUAAGGAGCACAA